Messenger RNA from Magnolia sinica, 1289 nucleotides. RefSeq names its product polyadenylate-binding protein 2-like. Gene Ontology annotation, molecular function: RNA binding. The transcript has 6 exons. The record is from RefSeq and is a predicted model, not a curated record. The coding region runs from base 185 to 856 and encodes 223 amino acids. Lineage: Eukaryota; Viridiplantae; Streptophyta; Magnoliopsida; Magnoliales; Magnoliaceae.
UUUACCACUUACAACAUGGUGGACCCCACAUGGAUUGGGUGACAAUUCCUGUCCUUUUAUACAUUCUAAUAGAGGCUCCCUCGAGCUCCCUCCAAAACCCCAUAUCUCUUGCCGGGAUAAAGGAAGAAAGGGGAGCGGAAGUCGUGUAGAAAGUGAGAAGCAAGGGCCCUUAAAAGAGGUGGUGAUGGACGGUCAGCAGCAGCAAGAGCACGAAUCAUAUGGCGGAGAUAUGCCGGAAGAUGGAGGGGAGAUGGACACUGAUAUGAAAAUGGCUAGGGCUGACUUUGACAAUGAAGAUCCCGAUUCCAAAAAGGAUUUAGAGGAGAUGAAGAAGAGGCUGAAGGAGAUCGAAGACGAAGCCGGUGACCUUCGUGAGAUGCAGGCCAAAGUUGAGAAAGAAAUGGGCGCCGUUCAAGAUCCUUCUGGUGCUGCUGCAACCCAGGCUGAAAAAGAGGAGGUUGAUUCCCGCUCAAUCUAUGUUGGUAAUGUAGACUAUGAGUGCACUCCAGAGGAAGUCCAGCAGCAUUUCCAAUCUUGUGGAACAGUGAACAGAGUGACCAUUUUGACUGACAAGUUUGGUCAACCCAAGGGAUUUGCUUAUGUAGAGUUUGUUGAAACAGACGCUAUUCAGAAUGCUCUGCUUUUAAAUGAAUCCGAGUUACAUGGUCGCCAGUUGAAGGUAUCGGCUAAACGGACCAACAUUCCAGGAUUGAAGCAGUACCGAGGAAGGCGCCCCAACCCAUAUAUGGCUUUUCGAUCCCGAAGACCAUACAUGCCACCCCCCAUCUAUUCUCCUUUUGGCUAUGGCAAGGUUCCAAGGUUCAGACGGCCCAUGCGAUACAGACCAUACUACUGAUGGGGUUCUCUAAUCGGCUUGCUGCAACCCCAAGCAUCGCAAAACAUUUAUUUGGUGAGACCAUGAACAUGGCGUAUUUUUAAGGGCCAAAAUCCCUGAUCGAGCGCUCUGGAGCUCCAAAAAUCCAUCUUCCUAACAGCCUGUGUUACCGAUAUGCUGAUGGUCUGCUUGAGUGGCCAAAUCUGGAAUCCUCUUUUUUAGGGUUUUCCAACCCCUGGCCUGAUUUGUUUUAGCUCGAAUGCUGGUUACCUGGAGAAGGAUGGAUUCACUGUUCUGUUCUUUUGAAUUGCAGGAAUUAGGUUGACAAGCGGAAGUGAUUCAUUUUUGUUUUUCACAUUUUAAAGGAUUUGGUUGACUCCAUGUUGGGAUGGAAAAGAAUUAACUGCAAUUUGAGGGCUAAUCCCUCCACUGAAUGUGGGCCCGUUUUCUGUUU